CACCAUCCCUGAAUUCACUUCUUUCCUUCCUUCAUUUUCCUCCGGCGCAUUUGGUUGUGCAUUGGUCUGGACAACGGCGGAGUUUGUUGGAAGUUCACAUAGUGAGAUUUUUCCCCCCAUAAAUUUAUGUGUUCUAUUUUAUUAUUUAUAUGACUAAUUUUUUUUUUAUACCUUCUUUCUUUUGUUUAAAACGUAACGAUUGAAUCACCACAAAAUAAUCGUAACGCUAAUUUUUCUCGUAUAGUUUCACAUCUCUUGUGGCCGUUAUUAUUAUGUCUGUUACAAUUUCUUUUGAGAAGAAGAAAAAAAAUGUAAUAAUAGUAUUAUAUUGCAUCCAUGAGUACGUGACAACCGACAUCUCACACUAAUUUUCAUGAAGUUUUACAACUACCCCUAAAUUCAUUUUAAUUUGGUUUUGAAUGGAAAAUGUGCUCUUAAUAAUGUGCUUUAAAAAUUAAUUGAAUCUCUCUUCUUCCUGCCUAUAAAAAGGAAAUGUAUAUUCUCUUUGCCUUAACUCAUCGUCACAUCCCUAAAUUCACUUCUUUGCCUCUUUCAUUUUCCUCCCUGCGCGCCUAUUUGGUUGUGCUUUGCUUUGUUUUGGGUACCGACGUAGUUUGCCGCAAGUGAAAAUAGUAAGAUUUAACGUUCUUAAACGUUCUAUUUAUCAUUUAUAUUACUACUAUCUUUAUACUUUUUUUUUUAAAAACGAAACGAUUGAAUCACGAUUUUAAUACAAUAUAAUCGUAUCGCUAAUUUUAAUACAAUAUUAUUAUAUUGCAUCUAACGAGUUACGUGAUGUACGUACAUCUGACAAUAAUUUCCCAUGCCAGCCGCCGCUAGCCAUUCUUUCUCGCGCCAAUGGGCAGCAUUAGCAACGACUUCGAGUUCGUCGCCGACAAGGCAAUGACACCCCUGCUGACGACGACGACGACCAACCCGAUGAACUCCGACGAGUUCCGCCGUCAAGGCCACAUGCUGAUCGACUUCAUCGCCGACUACCACAGCAACAUCGAGCAGUACCCGGUUCUGAGCCGGGUCAAACCCGGUUACCUCCGUCAGCUCCUCCCGCCGUCCGCUCCAUAUGAAGCCGAACCCAUCGAAGAAAUCAUGAAAGACAUCCAAAGUCACAUCAUCCCCGGGAUCACGCACUGGCAGCACCCUUCCUACUUCGCCUACUUCCCCUGCAGCUCCAGCACCGCCGGGAUCCUCGGCGAGCUCCUCGCCGCCGGGUUCGGCGUCGUAGGGUUCAACUGGGAGGCGUCUCCGGCCGCCACCGAGCUCGAGACCAUCGUGAUGGACUGGUUCGGGGAGAUGCUCAGCCUUCCCAAGCCCUAUCUCUUCUCCGGCGACGGCGGAGGGGUCAUCAUGGGGACCACCUGUGAAGCCUUCAUCGUCAUGCUCGUCGCCGCCAGGGACCAGAAGCUGGCGGAAAUAGGGAAGGACAAGAUCGGGAAGCUGGUCGUUUACUGCUCGGAUCAGACUCAUUGUGCUCUUCAAAAGGCCGCCAAGGUCGUCGGGAUCCGGCCCGGGAACGUCCGGGCCGUCGCGACGACGAGGGCCGCGUCGUUCGCGCUGUCCCCGGACUCCCUGGAGUCGGCCGUCCUGGCCGACGUGGAGAUGGGGUGGGUCCCGCUGUUCCUCUGCGCGACGAUCGGGACCACCUCCACCACUGCUGUGGACCCGCUCCAGCCGCUCUGCCAGGUGGCAAAGCAGCACGGUAUGUGGGUCCACGUGGACGCUGCCUACGGAGGCAGCGCCUGCAUCUGCCCGGAGUUCCGCCACGUCAUCGACGGGGUCGAGGGGGCGGACUCGUUCAGCCUGAACGCGCACAAGUGGUUCUUCACCACGCUGGACUGCUGCUGCCUGUGGGUGAAGAACCCGGACGCGCUCAAGAGAUCCCUCUCCACCAACCCGGAGUACCUCAGGAACCAGGCCUCCGACUCGGGGGGCGUGAUAGACUACAAGGACUGGCAGCUCACCCUGAGCCGGAGGUUCCGGUCCCUGAAGCUCUGGAUGGUGCUCCGCAGCUACGGGGUGGCCAACCUGAGGAGCUUCCUCAGGGGCCACGUGGCGAUGGCGAAGGCGUUCGAGAAGCUCGUCGCAGGGGACGACAGGUUCGAGGUCGUCGUCCCUCGACGAUUCGCGAUGGUCUGUUUCAGGAUGACGAGGACGUCAGAAGGCAGCGGCAGCGACGACGACGGCGGCGAUGAAGGUGCUAAUAAUUUGAUGAACAAGAAGUUGCUGGAGCGGGUCAACGGGUCGGGUCGGGUGUUCAUGACCCAUGCUUUGGUGGGCGGGAUUUACUUGCUGAGGUUUGCUGUUGGUUCUACUCUCACGGAGCCUGAGCACGUGAUGGAAGCUUGGAAGGUGAUUCAAGAGCAUGCCGAUGCCAUCCAGGGUGAUUACAUACACCUAUAUUAAUUAUUUAAGCACCUCGUCUUAAAAUGGGAUUAUUAUACGGUAAGUAACGAUUUGAUCUGAACCGAGUCAUAUGUACUGCGUAUAAUAAUUUGGCUCGGAUUUUAUUUUUAUUUUUAUUGAUUCGCUAAAAAUGUAAAAGAAUGACGAGUGAAAUGGAAUGUUAUAUAUAUUGUAAUACCGUGAUUUCGAAUUUGGGUUCAAUCGAUAAUAAAGAGACACAUUAUCAUUUUCUUUGAUUAUGGACCAUGGAUCUCCAGGAGUGUCACUAUUAGUGUUUCAUUUUUCCUCACAAUCUCCCAACUUAGCCAAUGAUUUCUCCUAAAUAGCCAAUGAAACCUUUCUCGGACAUGAAUUUCAACAUGGCAUGUGCAAUUCAAUUCAAGUGAAAGUAUGUAUCGAUGGAGAUUCAGGAUAUACUUUGUUAAUCUUUUUGGGAAACUCUUAUUACAAAUAUAAUAAUAACAUGAUUAACUAUCUGCUGAUAUAACGUCCCGAUAUCAAUUCAAUAUUAUGGAUUAAUUACUCUGGUUUUAGAGAGUUUCAAGUCUUCAUUCGUAGUAAUAAACACAUGAUGGACCAAUAUAAGCACAUGCAAAAGAGAAAUUUAAUUAUUUUUUGUUCUAGCGCGAUGAAAUCAACCAAGCUCUAAUGUAUAUAAAAUUAGUAAUGAAGUUUAUUAUGAUCGGGUUAGUAAACCGUUGUUAUCUUAAGGACCACAAAGUAAUUAACAAGUGCAUCGUCAUUUGAGUGUGACAGGAAACAGUAUUAAGGUAGUGUUUAAAUCAUGGGAGGACCAAAACCUCUGAAAGAUAAGACUUGAGGGUCAUCAAAUUCCCCCCACCAUCGUCAAAUUGCAAGUUAUAUAUUAGCUAUCAUGACUCGUUGGAUUGAAUCGAGUAGUGUGGUGUAGGUGGUUGUGAUCGAACCCACGAAAUCAAUCCACUAGCGAUCGAUUUGUCACGGGAUCGAUCCACUCAUCAAGUCUAGGGGAACCACUAAAAGGAACAAUUAGUGAUCCAUUUGUCACGGGUUGGAUUCACUAGCGUUUGUGUUGGCCGCUUCAUUCACGUUUCAUGAGUUUUGCUUAUAACUCACAAUGCUUGGUUUUGCAGGGCCGACUCUCAUCUUAUUGUUUCCAGUACUUUUAGUUGCAUGAAUUUCCCCAACUCCCUUUACAUGUUCGAGGGAGAAUUGAGAUAAUAUAUAUGGAAAAAAUAUGAUAUUAACCUCAUCCAUUUUCUCUGCUUUAAACAGAUAAAAUAAAGAUUUUUUUGUAUAACCUAUGAGCUCUUUGGCCCUCCACUAAGAUCAUCGUUAAAUGCUUCUGCGAAAACCAUAGCGGGGCUCAGUUAGAGUCGAACACACAGGAUCUGCCACUUCCCAGAACGAGGGCCUACUAAGGGUUUCACCGCUGGGCUAUGUAAACCUUUGGUACAGAUAAAAUAAAGAUAAUACAAUCCAAAUUAUUUAUUAGUGGUAAAAUUAAUUACGAUAUAUACAUGGGGGAGUGAAUUCAAAAUAAAAAAAGCUAACAUUUUCCUUCAAUCAUAAAAUCCAUAAUUUUACCAAAAUCCUUGACAUGGACCCAAUUCUUAACCAAGAAAAUUUUAAAAAUAUUAAAUUCCUCUAUUUUGCCAAAAUCCUUAAAAAAAAAUUCAUUCAUGGUAUGGACCACGUCUCACAUUCAUGACCAUGCAUGAAGAAAUUAGCAUACAACCAAACUCCUCUUCCCUAUUACUUCCAUUCCCACGUGUUCUCCCCCUCCCUUCUCUAGAAUUAUUACAGAGAAAAAGACAACAUACACUCAUUCCUCCCUCUUUCUUUCUUCUCUACAUAUGCAUGCUCAUGCAUACGUAGAACCUUCCCUUUACAACCUCCCUAUAUAGCUAUACUCAUUUAUUUUCUUUUUUUCUAUAUUACAUGCAAAAUAUUUCUCUUACUUUCUCAUACACAUUUGAUAAAGAAUGUUGGUGUAUGACGAAGAAUGCUAAAAUAUGCCGGAGAAUAUCAAAGAGUAUUGGGAAAUACAAGAGAAUGUUGAGAAAUGUUGGCGUAAGUCAAGAAAUUCAACUGUAAUUUUCCCCCCUAGAAAUAGGCAGCACAUCCUCCUCUUAAUACAUAAGUCACUUACAGCAACUUCGGACAAAAACAAACCUUCAGAGCACACACUCUCUCUACGUUCUCUCUAAAAAAACAUGUUUUUUCUCAUCUCUUUGUCUCCCAAAUCAGUUAAAUCUCACAACACUCAACACAUCCUUAAUUUGGUGGACUACUCAUGGAAUUGUGAAUAGUUUCUACUGGGUGGCAUAAAAUAGCCGAUGACGCUCAAUUACAACCCGGUCCUUAGUGUCGACGUGUCGUUGACAAACGAGAACCCCCCUUUUGUUAAUAGAGAUGCUCAAAUGUAAAAGGGAGGCAAACAUGUUAUUUGAUAACUGUCAAAAUCAGGCAGGUCCAUUAGUAUGAUAUUGUUCGCUUUGGGCCAAACUCACACGGAUUUAUUUUUGUGUAUCCUCUCCAAAAGGUCUCGUACUAAUAGAUUGGUGCACACUUAUAUACAAGGGUCUCUUCCCUUGUAUUACCGAUGUGGUACUUGGAUUGUACCAUAACAAUCCUCCCCUCAAGAAAUGGACCACGAACUUCGUGUCCUCUCCUCAACGAUUAUAUUGAUCUACCAAACCAGAUGUAGAUAACUUUUUGAUCUACCAAUAGACGCGGACCUCUCUUGAUACGCUAGAUAGACGUGGAUCUCUCCUGCAUCCACCAAACAUACGCAAAUCUCGAGGUCACCAAAUGAGGAUCCACCAAACUGACGUUCAUCGCCCCGGAUCCAAACCGAACCACGAUCUGAUACCACUUGUCGAAAUCAGGCAGCUCCAUUAGUACGAUAUUGUCCGCUUUGGGCCAAGCCCGCAUAGUUUUACUUUUGGGUGUCCUCCCGGACCUCCCCAAAAGUACUCGUACUAAUGAACUUGGAGGACACUAAUAUACAAGGGUCCUUUCCGUUGUAUUUCCACUGUGGUACUUGGAUUGUCCCAUAACAAUCCUCCCCUUAAAACAAGAACCACGAACUUCGUGUCCUCCCCUCAGUGAUUAUCUUGAUCCGUAGACACCUUGUAUCAACGGGCUUCUUAGUACAAGGAUUUUCCCAGACGCAGAUCUCAAAUCAUGACAUCCCCGAUGAAGGUCCCACCAAACUAACGUUCAUUGUCCCGAAUCCACCGAACAAGGCUCUGAUACCACUUGUCGAAAUAGGGCAGCGCUAUUAGUACAAUAUUGUCCGCUUUGGGCCAAACCCUCACGGAUUUACUCUUAUAUAUCCUCUCCAAAAAGCCACGUACUAAUUGAGCUAGGUGGACAUUUAUAUACAAGGGUCUCUUCGCUUGUAUUACUAAAAUGGUAUUUGGAUUUUCUCAUAAUUAUAACUAAAUCAUAGUUCGGCACAUUGGCCGGUAGGUAUAGCCAAAUUGUAAAAUCCCCGUUACAUUGGAUUAAUAGAACACCCCACAAGUUUUUUUCCGGUAAUUCUCUAUAAAUUAUUUCAAAUAAGGCAUUUAUGCAUUCUUUAUCAUUUUCCUCAUAUUCUUUUAAAUAUGUUCUUCAAUAAAACCUCUAUUUUACCAAAAAAAAAAAAAAAACCUCUAUUGUCAUAAUUACUCUUAAGAAUAGUAAUGUUAAUAUAUGAUAAUAACUACUAUAUUGUAGAAGUAUAGUAUACUACAGGUGAUUUGGCCGUUUGGCUGUUAAAUGUGUUUCAAUGAGCUCCAACCAAUCUUAAUUGUCAAUUAAUGUUUUCGAUUUAAUUGAACUUUGGGUUUGAAUUUUGAGAAUCAGGGCUUUGGAUUUAUCCAUUAGAAGUUAAGAUAUAGUAUCAUACAUCAAACUCGGUUUAAUUCAUGAUCUAGAUUAGAGAUAUUUCACUAAGAGUAUCUGAAGUAUAGUAUACUUCAGUUAGGGGUGUUCAAACAGUUUGGUUACCAUGGUAACCGUUUUAACCGGUACUAUUUGGAUAAUUUAGUUUGGUUAAUUUGGAUAAUUGGUUUGGUUUGGUUAAAGUUUUUAGCUUUUUUGGUUUAGGUGGUUUCGUUUGGUUUCAGACACUCCUAACCAGUCAAACCAAAUUAACCAGUUAAGUAAUUAGUCAUAUAUCUAACAUAUAUUAUAUACACAUACUUAAUACUUUGCAUAACCACUCAAGAGUUAACGUCCAUCCCUUUUAGACUCAUAAAAUAUAAAGCUCAAUAUUGCUCAUAUAGUGUAUAUUUGUAUAUGUAAAAUGUUGACCACAACAUAUGAACGCCUAAUUUAGAUAAAUUUCAUACAUUAUGAUGGAUGAAAACUUGUAAGGAAGGUCAAUUCCAGCCUAUGAUAAUUGCUAAGAGACUAAGUCAAUUUACACAAACACAACAAUUCAUUAACCCAUACCAUUGUCAUAAAUUUUUGUUAGGUGAAUACUUCUAUACUAAUCGUAAGAUAAUUGUCUUAAUUGCUUGUAUUUUUGUUAAGGGUCAACUAUAACUACGUGUUGGUUGUUAUGUUUUAUUCAUUAUAUAAAUUGCAAAUUGUUGCAUUAACCGGAAAAUUUUCAUCGUCAAUGAUAAUGUGAUUUUAUAUUGGUUAAUCUGGUUAACCAAUUAACCAAACCGAUUAAACUUUAGUUUGGUUAAUUUGGUUGUUGUACUAGUUUGGACGAUUUGGUUAUGAUAUUGUAUUCUAUGGUUAAUGGAAUUUAGUCUUAUUUGGUUUGGUUAUAACCAUGGUAACCAUUUGAACACCACUAACUUCAGUACUACACUCCAGAAAUACACCGUCUAACCCGUUAAUAUAUUAUAUCUUUGAUAUUAUCGAAGUGAUUUAGUGUAAGUUGUGACCAGUACUCUCACAAUAAUAUUAAUUGUGCCUUGUCCUACUGCCCAUCCAUCUUACCUAAAUAUUUAUUGUAUGUGGUUCAUUAGUACCAUAUUCACCCCCACCCCCACUCCCCUAACAUAAACGACCCUAAAUUCAUGUGAUUUUCAUAGCUGUUACCUAGAGAGGGUUGUUAGUUAGAGGUUGUUUGGAUGAUGGAAUUGGACGAGGCAAUUUGUCUAACUGUCUUAAAAUGAAACAACAGGGUCAAAUCGUUUUAAGCAUUCUCUCAAGCGAAAUAAAUUGAGUUAUCUGUAGAGGUUAAAUUAUGGAUCAUACGUCAGUUACUAACACACACCUCAAACGGAGGCCACCAUUUAUGAGUUUGAAAUUUGCACAUAAGACCUCUCAAUUACAGAAGACUCUGAUACCAUCCCAUGAACUCGUUAGUCUCAAUAUUCGUUACUAACACAAUUAUCAAAUUAGGUGAUUCCAGAACAAUUGGAUCAGUUGAUCCCAAUAACUCGAGUUGUUGGGAGAGGUUCAAUCGUGAAUCAUAUACCACACACUAACACGCCCUCUCAAACGAAAGCCACUCGCAAGGGCUUGAAAUUUGCACAGGCCUGAACACAAGAAUACCAUGUGCUUCACAAAUGGGGUCAUCGGGAUUCGAACACAAGACCUCUCGGUCACCAAAAGAUCUGAUACCAUGUCAAGAACCAGUUGAUCCCAUUAACUCGCGAGUUGUUGUGAGAGGUUUCAAUCGUGAAUCAUAUACCACACGCCAACACAAACCCUCCCUAAAUUCUUUUUUCUCUUUUAACAUUUUUCCAUCUCUUAGCAAAUGAACUUCAUUAGCACUAUAUAUAUAAGUACGUGAGUAUGGUAAUCUCUCAAUAACUUUCCAUGCCAGCCGCGCCGCAGCCAUUUCUCGCCAUGGGCAGCAACGAGUUCAACGUCGUCGGCAAGGCAACCCGCAUGAUCAAUCCGAUGAACUCCGACGAGUUCCGGCGACAAGGCCACAUGUUUAUAGACUUCAUUGCCGACUACUACAGCAACAUCGAACAGUACCCGGUGACGAGCCGGGUCAAACCCGGUUACCUCCGGGAGCUCCUCCCUCAAUCCG
Linum trigynum is the source of this 8395-nucleotide messenger RNA. The record is from the annotation of a GenBank genome assembly. Lineage: Eukaryota; Viridiplantae; Streptophyta; Magnoliopsida; Malpighiales; Linaceae.